GGAUACUCCGCUUAAACUUUAUUUUUCUGAAGGCAGACUUCGUUGCCGACGAGAACAGCGAGCACGACAAAAUGGCCAGUCCUAACGGCACUUCGCACAACCCUAUCGAUGAUGAACUUGAUUUUUCAGACAUCGAAGACAAAUACCGAGUGGACUUUGACGAUGGCUUCGACAGUGUAAUAGUGGUCGACGGCGUGCCUGUCAUCGACAAGUCUAAGCUCGACAAGUUACUCGCAAAGAUUUCCAAGGAGUUUUCCAGAAGAGGGGCUGUGAUAAAGCCUGAUGACAUUUUCGUACCAUGGGACGACAAUGCAGGAAAAACUAAAGGCUUUGUCUUUGUUGACCUUGGGAACCCAGAUGCGGCUGCCUUUGCGGCCAGCGCAAUGAACGGACAUCCCUUUGACACCAAGCACACUUUCCGUAUCAAUCGAUUCACCGACAUUGAGCGCUAUGCCAACAUUGACGAGACAUACAUCGAACCCGCGGUAGAGGAAUACCGUCCAAAGGAACAUCUUCGGGCAUGGCUCGCUGAUUCUCAAGGACGUGAUCAGUACGUGACUUACCGGGGUGAUGACGUAGAAAUCCACUGGCACGGGAAGCCCUCGCAAUGUGAAGUUGCCUAUGCGAAAAAGAAUUGGACAGAACUCUACGCCUCAUGGUCACCCCUUGGUACAUACUUCGCUACACUUUUUCGCCAGGGUGUCCGCCUAUGGGGUGGACCAUCAUGGGAACCCCAGCAUCGGUUUGCGCACCCUCUCGUCAAGUUGAUUGAUUUUUCUCCAUGCGAAAAUUACCUCGUCACUUGGUCACAUGAUCCUAUCUCAGUCCCUGCCAACCUCCCUCAAGGCCCUGAAUUCUUUUCUCCCGAGGACGAGGGUAAUAACAUUGCCGUCUGGGAUAUCAAAUCCGGUCAACUACUUCGCACGUUUCCCACCGCGGCUUACGAGAACGAGGAUCCAGCGAUGAAAAAACAAAUGCAGUGGCCUGCAUUAAAGUGGAGUUCCGAUGAUAAGUUCGUCGCUCGUGUAACACCAGGGCAGCAGAUCAGUGUCUACGAGUUACCAACCAUGGGUCUUCACGACAAAAAGAGUCUAAAAAUUGAGGGGGUUGUUGACUUUGAAUGGUGCCCUCACGGAGAUAAGGACAAAGAAGACGUGGAGAAGACCGUGAAAGCCGAGAAAGGUGCCAAGAAAAGGGAGAACAUGCUUGCUUACUGGACGCCUGAAGUUGCCAAUCAACCUGCGCGAGUGACUCUCAUUAGUUUCCCGACUCGCACUGUGCUACGACAAAAGAACUUAUUCAAUGUCACAGAGUGUAAGCUUCAUUGGCAAAACCAGGGUGACUUCCUUUGUGUCAAGGUUGACCGUCAUACGAAGACCAAGAAAUCUAUUUUCUGCAAUCUGGAGAUUUUCCGAGUCCGCGAGAAAGACUAUCCCGUUGAAGUUGUCGAGUUGAAAGACACAGUGACGGACUUCUCUUGGGAGCCUAAAGGGGAACGAUUUGCUAUUGUGUCAAGCAAUGAUCCAAACCUCGGUAACCCUGGGCCUGGAAUUACAAUAAAAACCGACAUUGGCUUCUACCAGCUGGAUCGUGCCAAGAAUGAUUUCAAACUGCUACGCACACUUACAUCAAGGACUAGUAACACGAUACGUUGGUCUCCUCGAGGCAGACAUGUAGUUCUUGCGACAGUUGGUUCAUCGACGAAGUCCGAACUCGAGUUCUGGGACCUCGAUUUCAGCACCGAAGAACGCCGAGAAGGCCAAAACGUAAAAGAAGAAUGGGGCAGCGGCAUUCAACAACUUGGUUCUGCCGAUCAUUAUGGUGUAACUGAUGUGGAGUGGGAUCCAAGUGGGCGAUACUUGGCUACCAGUGCAAGCGCAUGGAGGCACACGGUCUGUCACACUUGGCUAGUAAUGUGCUGUGCUCAUUGUUUCUGUGUUACACAGCUCGAAAACGGCUACGCUAUUUGGGACUUCCGGGGACAAGAAUUAGAAAAGCACAUCCUUGAUCGCUUCAAGCAAUUCAUCUGGAGACCGCGGCCCCGCAGUCUCCUUACAAAGGAGCAACAGCGGCUGAUUCGCAAGAAUCUGCGGGAGUACAGCCGUGCGUUCGACGAGGAAGACGCUGCGGAGGAAAGCAAUGUCAGUGCUGAGCUUAUCGCUCAUCGUAAGCGCCUCCUUGACGAAUGGAACGCAUGGCGCGCGCGGUGCAAGCGGGAUAUCAUAGAAGAGAAGCGGAGUCGGGGACAAAAACUCAAUGGCGAACACCACGAAGAGGAAAAGGAAGAGAUUGAGGAGUGGGUUGAUGAGGUUAUUGAGCAAACCGAGGAGGAGGUCGUAGAGUGAUUGCUCCGUUGUUGAGGUUGUAUUUAGUCGCAUGCAUACACGUUGUUUUCCCAUGCCCUAGUC
This is a messenger RNA of Suillus clintonianus, 2408 nucleotides long. Its product is annotated as translation initiation factor eIF-3b. The transcript is spliced from 8 exons. Gene Ontology annotation, biological process: translational initiation. Lineage: Eukaryota; Fungi; Basidiomycota; Agaricomycetes; Boletales; Suillaceae. Gene Ontology annotation, molecular function: translation initiation factor binding; RNA binding; translation initiation factor activity. Gene Ontology annotation, cellular component: eukaryotic translation initiation factor 3 complex. The record is from RefSeq and is a predicted model, not a curated record. The coding region runs from base 72 to 2345 and encodes 757 amino acids.